Messenger RNA from Penaeus indicus, 642 nucleotides. RefSeq lists its product as uncharacterized. The record is from RefSeq and is a predicted model, not a curated record. The transcript has a single exon. Gene Ontology annotation, molecular function: nucleic acid binding. The coding region runs from base 1 to 642 and encodes 213 amino acids. Lineage: Eukaryota; Metazoa; Arthropoda; Malacostraca; Decapoda; Penaeidae.
AUGAUAGAAAGAACAAACAGAGUAGUUAAGGAUGCAAUUGCAUCCCUAGCAAAUACAACACCAACUCGAUGGGAGCAGCUUAUCCCACAGGUGAGGCUGGCUCUUAACAGCGCUAUUCAUCGUAGUACAGGAGAUCAGCCUUUAUACUUAAUGACAGGUCAUCAUGGUCAUUUUCCUGUUGGACUAACCAACGAUCUUAUCUACAAUUCAGAUUCAUCUAGAGCCUUUUAUAAUGCUCUCAAUAUAGCUCGUAAGGUAGCCCUCGAGACUACAAGAACCGCAAGGGAACAGUGGACACGAGAUUACGAUAAGCGGUCCGCCAAACCAAAGGCAUUAGCUGAAGGAGAUCUCGUCUUAUAUAAGAAUCGAGUUCGUAAGACUGGGGUAGAUAAACUGCAAAAUCCACGCUGGUCAGGUCCUGCACGCAUCAAAAAGAAGAUCGGUCCUGUUACCUUUUUGCUGAAAGAUAUUUAUCAACCUUUUAAUGAAAAGCAAUACCACAUUAAUGACUUGAAACCCUUUAAAGUCUUGGGUGAGAUCACUUACCCAGAUUUGUAUGAUGAAUAUAGUCCUGAUUUUGUUGAUCCACUUUUGGAUGAUGAUGCUGAACCAGGUGUAAUGCUACUUGCAUCCUGUAUCUAA